Messenger RNA from Ricinus communis (castor bean), 1324 nucleotides. Its product is annotated as cysteine-rich repeat secretory protein 55. The record is from RefSeq and is a predicted model, not a curated record. The transcript has 2 exons. Lineage: Eukaryota; Viridiplantae; Streptophyta; Magnoliopsida; Malpighiales; Euphorbiaceae. The coding region runs from base 200 to 1015 and encodes 271 amino acids.
AUUGCUUCCCAUAUUCAUCUUAAAUAUGAUUGCCAUUCAAGGAAUACAGUCCAAUUUAUCUGUCAUACAGCAAAAUGCUAAAGAUUCGAUUUAUUUUUUUCCUAUGAUCUUAUCUCUAUUAAUGGAACUAAAGCACUUAGCUACAUUCACGACCUCUCUAUCGCUUUGUUCCUUUCAACUCUUUUCAGACUGAAAAAGAAUGGAGCUUUUGAUCAUUGUUUUGUCAACUUUAAUGUUGCUGUUUACGCCUUCAUCUUGUGCUGACAGUAAUCAGAAGCUUGCAGCAGUGUGUUCAGGCCCUGAUAAUGCUACCCUGGACAAUCAACUUCAAAUCAGUUUCAACAAUCUAUUGGGUGCACUAGCAACAAAUGCGCCUCUGCACAAUGGAUUCUACAAAGACACAGCUGGUAGAGGUUCUAACAAGAUUUAUGGUCUUACGCAAUGUAGAGGUGAUCUUUCUGCAACAAACUGUGCAGCUUGCCUCAAGAACGCUACCAUGAACCAUGUCUGCUCAACAAGUGUGAGCGUUACUAUAUGGUAUAAAUGGUGCUUUAUUCGAUAUUCAAAUGAAAGUUUUUUUGGUAUAUGGGGUCGAUCUGCAGCGGCGUAUUCCAACGAAACAGACCUCGACGAUCCGAACGUAGUUUCUCAGGGUCAUAAUUUCAUGAAUGAUCUUGUUUCUACAGCUCCGAAGCAGCCCUUAAUGUUCCAAACUGCGGUGUUGGAUGUCGGAGAAAAUGGGAAGAGAUUUGGGAUGGCUCAGUGCACUAGAGAUAUAAACAGCACUGACUGCGCCAAGUGCUUCGAUAAUUUAUUGGUAACUUUUAGAACAACAAUUGAGCGCAAAAGACGAUGGGAAGUUUAUGGGAAUGGUUGCAACUUGCGGUAUGAUGACUAUCAGUUCUACUUCAAUUACACAUUACCUUUAAAUGAAGGAGGUGUUGCAAACUUGUCGCCUAAACGAGUUGCAAUUGGCAUGAUUAUUCCAGUGCUGAUGUUCCUGUUACUUCUCUAGCCAAUAGCCAUUGAUUGGUUCUUUUGUCAGCUUUACAUAUUGGGACUUACUGUUGGAACCUUUUUAUCUUUUUCCUUCAUUUUUCGAUUUUGUUUGUGAUGGAAGAUAAGUUUGUAAUUGUAGCUGAUAGUACAUUACAUGUGUUCAAUGAUGUACACAUAAUGUCAAUACGGUAUUGAGUGCAAGAAAGGUUUCAUUUCACUUGGACAUGGUAGAACAUGGCUACAAGAUCAGUUAAAAGCCACACGUAAAUGUGCAAAUUGGCAGCCUGUUCAAGUUCCUGUCUUCUAUUCCAGGAGUCGGACUAAA